Chara braunii is the source of this 1156-nucleotide messenger RNA. The record is from the annotation of a GenBank genome assembly. NCBI's taxonomy places the organism in Eukaryota, Viridiplantae, Streptophyta, Charophyceae, Charales, Characeae.
CGCCUUCCAACAACUUCCCCGGGCCAAUCAUCACUGACAUCAUCGGAGCCCACCAAACUGAGACUCACCCACGCCCGCACGCACUUGCACACGUAGCGUCAAAAAUCAACAAGCAAGCACGGGGCAUACAUGCAAGAUCGCUUGAUCACAAACAUAUCCAGAGAACACAGAAAACAAAGUCUGAUUCUGAAUCUUUACCAAAAACAUCAAUGGGACAACGGACUGGAUUUUCCGAGAAAAGUGCAGAGUUCUUGCACAGCACAAAACAAAAACGAUGCUGCAAAGGCUGAGUUCUCGGUGUUGCCAAAGGGAAAGGAUGUGCGGCGUGAUUUGGCUCCUCCUUGCUUGGGAAUUGUUGUCUCCUGGAACACGUCUCCACUUGUCGCUGGACUGGGAGGACCACCCACCAUGGUGGUUGGCUGGCGCUGUGAGUCUGCAGAGCUCAGUGGUGCUAAGAUAUGGGAGUACUCGGACGCCUUCCAGAGAUGGCAUGCUGUCGCAGAUAUUUUUGUACAGGGAGAGGAACCGCUUGCCGCCAACGACAUAGCUUGGGCACCCAACCUUGGCAGGCUGUUUGAUCUCAUUGGCGUCGGGUCAGUUGACGGGAUCUCCAUUUGGCGUGUCGACUAUCCGUCGUACUCUGAUCCGUCCUACGCAGAUGGGUGCCCCAUCGUAAAAAGGGUUGCUCACUUCAGAAAUCAUCAAGCAGAGGUCUGGAAAGUGGAAUGGGACAUGACUGGGACCACCUUAGCAUCCUCGGGCGACGAUGGGACUGUCCGCUGCUGGAAGGCUGAUGUGGCAGGCACCUGGUAUCAGCGGGCCAUUGUGGGUGGGGCAAAGGAUUUGGAGGAGCUGCAAGGCGAUGGAAUGAGCGGAUAAAUUGCCAGAAGUCGCACAUAAUGUUUAGCGUGAGGGUUUUAGCAGAGGGCGGUCAAUCAUUGGGACACCAUCUCGGAACGAGAACAGAGGGUUGCAUCUGACGGAGGCUUGUUUAGCAGAAAGGGCUAUAUUGUACGAGUCUUGCUGCUUGCCUGCUAUUCUCUCUCUCUCCUACAUCUCAAUUCUCUCUCAGCUGUCUGGAUCACUGAUUUUCAAAGCGAACAGAAUCUCAUUACAGCUAACACAGUUUAAUUGCAGAUAAAUUAAUCUAACUGCA